This is a messenger RNA of Indicator indicator, 1771 nucleotides long. It is a transcript of the gene MIER2, whose product is annotated as MIER family member 2. Gene Ontology annotation, biological process: negative regulation of transcription by RNA polymerase II. Gene Ontology annotation, molecular function: transcription corepressor activity; histone deacetylase binding. Gene Ontology annotation, cellular component: nucleoplasm. Lineage: Eukaryota; Metazoa; Chordata; Aves; Piciformes; Indicatoridae. The record is from RefSeq and is a predicted model, not a curated record. The transcript is spliced from 13 exons. The coding region runs from base 14 to 1771 and encodes 585 amino acids.
UUCGCGCUCGGCCAUGGCGGAGGCCUCAGUCGGCCGACAGAGUCCCAGGGUGGUGCCGUACCCAGCCCGCAGCCUAUGUCCUGGAGAGCCUGGCCUUCAGACUGCAGCAGUUGUGUCAAUGGGCUCAGCUGAUCACCGCCUGAACCUCGCUGAGAUCCUCUCCCAGAACUACGGCGUGCGGGAGGAAAGGGAAGAUGAUGAUGAUGAUGAUGAUGCUGCUCAGGAGAAGCAGAAGUCUUUAGAAGAGCUGGAGAAGAGUUUCAAUGCAUCUCAGAGCAGUGAAAUGCCAUUUGAGGAGCUGCUGGCACUGUAUGGCUAUGAGGGCUCUGACCCCAUCUCAGAGCAGGACAGUGAGAGCAAUGAUAUUACUCCAAAUCUCCCUGAUAUGACUCUGGAUAAGGAACAAAUAGCCAAGGAUUUGCUUUCAGGGGAAGAAGAGGAGGAGACACAGUCUUCAGCUGACGACCUGACUCCAUCCGUCACGUCCCACGACGCCUCGGACCUCUUCCCAAACCAGCAUGGCUCAAACAACUUCCUUGCUGAUGAAGACAAAGAGCCCUGCUCAUCUCCAUGUGCUUCCUCCAUGGCUGAGGAUUCAGAGGAGGAUUCCAUCCCAUCCAACGAGUGUAAGAAGGAGAUCAUGGUUGGACCUCAGUACCAAGCUGCUGUUCCCAUCCUCCAUUUAAGCAGGCAUGGUGAGAAAGCCUAUGAGAAUGAAGAUCAGCUGCUUUGGGACCCAAACAUCCUCCCUGAGAGAGAGGUGGAAGAGUUCCUGUACCGCGCCGUGAAGCGGCGCUGGGAUGAGCUCUCCAGCAGCAGCCUGCCGGAAGGGGAGAUGGUGAAGGACAAUGAGCAGGCUUUGUAUGAACUGGUCAAGUGCAACUUCAAUGCAGAAGAGGCACUGAGGAGGCUACGAUUCAAUGUGAAGGUGAUCAGAGAUGAACUUUGUGCCUGGAGUGAGGAAGAGUGUAGGAACUUUGAACAUGGCUUCAGGGUCCAUGGGAAAAACUUCCACCUUAUCCAAGCCAACAAGGUCCGUACCAGGUCCGUGGGGGAGUGUGUGGAGUAUUACUACAUGUGGAAGAAGUCGGAGCGCUACGACUACUUCACCCAGCAGACUCGGCUGGGAAGGAAGAAGUACGUCCUCCACCCUGGAGCCACGGACUACACUGACAACGACCUGGAUGGGGCUGAGGUGGAGAACACCACUCGGUCUCGGAGCUCCCCACCAAUUCCCUCUGCCACUGGCUGCCUGGAUUCCCACUUUGGGCAGGAUCAGAUAGCAAUAGAGAGCACAGAACCCCUGAGCGUGGAGAGCACAGCCUGCAGCCUGGGCAGCAUCAGUGAAUCAGGGCAGGGCUAUGAGUGCAGCACCCCCUCAGAGACCAACUGCUCCUUCGACCCCACGGAGGAGACCUCCUCGGCUGCCACCUCCGCGCCCUGCCCGCGGCACAGCAGUGCCGCCGCCGCCCCCCCGGAGCCAGGGCUCUACCCUUUGCCAGCAGCAGGACUGGCAGAGGAGAAGCAGGAGACGUUGCAGAGCUCUGGGGAGAGGAUAAGCAUGGACUUCACUCUGCCUGCAGACAUUAACCAGGGUUUGCCUUUAAUUGCUGGCCCGGUGGAUUUGGACAGAGACCCAGAGGCCCCUGCGCAAGUGUCCUUAGCGGUCACAGAGUUCGGCCUCCUUGGCAUUGGAGAUGUAAAUAGUUUCCUGACUGCUCACCAGGCUUGCCCAGCACCUGUGGCUCACUCAGAGCCUUUGUCUCAGUGA